UCACACUCAAAAUGGCGUCGGCGGAUUCUCAGUCGAGGUUCGGCCAGUCCGUGAAAGGCUUGUUGUCCGACAAGGUGGGCUCCUGCAGCGGGGAUGUGAUCGUGAUGACCCGCCAGGUGCUGAAGGGAUCCCGCAGCCAGGAGCUUCUUGGUCAGGCAGCAAGGAACAUGGUCAUCCAGGAAGACGCCAUCCUCCACUCCGAGGACAGUCUGAGGAAAAUGUCCAUCAUCACCACACAUCUGCAAUACCAGCAGGAGGCCAUCCAGAAGAACGUGGAGCAGUCCAGGAACCUGCAGGACCAGCUGACUCACCUCCUCAAGUGACCCGGAGCCUGAGCCCGAGCCUGCUGCCCCGGGGGUCCGACCGACCCGGGGGUCCGGCCAGUCCCGGGGGUCCUCUGCCUCCCGCCUGGACGGGGCUAAGAGGACGGACCGACGGAGCAACGACUGGUCCUGACGGUCUCAAACACUUGCUGCUCAUGUGCAACAAUUUCUGUGCAAAACAGAGAUGCUUUUUGAGUUUUGUGAAAUGUUUCCAAUGCAUCUGUCUAUAUAUAUAUAUAUAUAUAUAUAUAUAUAUAUAUAUAUAUAUAUAUAUAUAUGUGUGUGUGUGUUCAGGAAAACAAGGCAAGAACCAACGUUAAACAACGAUGAUCUCAGUGACAGGAGUUAAUCUGUGGAACAGCUUAAAUACUGAAAUGAAAAUAUGUAGCACGUUAUUACAAUUCAAAUGCACCUAUAAAUACAAAAUGUUUAAUACAUAUAAAACAAAGGUAUAAUACACAUAGGCACGUACCUAUGGACAUGUGUAUGUAUAUAUGUAUUUGUGUGUGUGUCUGUAUGUACAAACCGGAUUUGGUUGAAGUUGGGAAAUUGUGUAAAAUGUAAAUAAAAACAAAUACAACGAUUUGAAAA
This is a messenger RNA of Cololabis saira (Pacific saury), 914 nucleotides long. It is a transcript of the gene borcs7, whose product is annotated as BLOC-1 related complex subunit 7. Gene Ontology annotation, cellular component: BORC complex. Lineage: Eukaryota; Metazoa; Chordata; Actinopteri; Beloniformes; Belonidae. Bases 12 to 323 code for a protein of 103 amino acids. The record is from RefSeq and is a predicted model, not a curated record. The transcript is spliced from 5 exons.